UGUCGUUUACAGUCGGUGCACGUUGUCGUGUUUUCUUUGUUAACUUUCGUGCCGAAGCUGAAGCGUGCCGAUGUCUUCGGCUCCUGUGCAAUGCCUUGUUCUCUGGAACCAGCGCAAAAAGGUGAUGCAACUCAGUGGCAAGAACCAAAAAGCGGAUUUGAUUUCUGCUUUGUUAAGCAGCGACUUUCGGGAUGCAGCUGAUUGUGAAAGGAUUGAGGUGUACAACAGUCGGUUUGACACAUUUGUGGACAUAGAAGACGACCACACCUUUUGUGAUGGAGAUAGGAUCCAACUUGUGGCUCCACAGCACACAAACAAAGAGGUAGAGUACCAGGAUCAUGGAACGAACGAAAAUGAAGGAGAUGUGCUGACAAACAAUGAUGAAAGCGACGUAAUGUCAGCUGCAAGCACGUCGGGCCCAGCCAUCUUCCCCAGACAUACCCAUCGUGGAUAUAAGCUGCCAGCUAUGCCUUUUGAUAUCAAGGUUGAUAUUGCAAACCUCAAACAGGGAGAGCUGUCUUCCUCCACAAAAUCACGCAUUGUGUCGUGGAUAACAACACACCUCCGCACAAUAAGCUUGUACCCUGGAGAACUGUAUGACUGUGCAGCAAAAGAACUGGUACAAGAAUACCCAAUCCUCAGAGAUUUCAUCGGCACAGGCUAUGACUCAUGGAAGGUGGCCUUUCAGUACAGAAUGGGCAAUGUGCGUAAGUUGAUGCGCAAUGUGCCUGUUGUGCAAGAGGCCAGAAAGAAAUUUGGCCAUAAAAGAAGUGUACAGGACACUUCUCGGUCUCUGAAGCAAUGCCGCAUGGCUAUGAUUGACACCCCUGAGGAGCAUGUCGACAGCGUGUCACUGGAGGGGCAUGUGAGCUUCAUGAAAACAGAAAUGAAAAGACGGGUCCCAGAUUUGCUUAAACUGAGGGACUCCAUGAAGAAGACACUGGGAGAGAGAAGGAAUUGGAUAAGGGACGCCAAUCCAUCGACUGCUCAAGUGCUUGAAAAAUAUCCUGCUUUAGCAAUCAGUGACAUUCUACACCAGGAGUUUCAAGCUGUGACUGGUGUCAACCUUGAGAAAGAAUUUCUCAACUUCAUCAAUGUGCAUGGAGACAGGUGUCUUUAUUUAACAAAGACACUCCGCAAUGCAAAGGAGCCUCUAUCAAAAAUAGAGACUGAGAUGGCCACACUUGAAGGCGAUGCUAAGAAACACCGCUUUGCUGUUGGAGUGGUCGAGAUAUUGGCCUUCCUGGUGAAGGAAAAACCACAUUUUUUAGGAAGGCUGGAUGUCUACCCGGCACUUAUCACCAAGGACACUGAAGAUGGAACGAUUUUGUUUGCGGCAUUUGAAGGGUUGGAAUUGGAAGCCCUCGACUUGAUAGGAGGAUUUGUUCUGCUCAUGGAAUUUUACUGGGUUUUCAAUGUAAAGUACAGUCACAAGAACAAAAAUGUUUUUGCACUUGUUGAACAUUUUUGUGGACUGCCAUCAUCAAGACCAGCAACACUUGGGACACUGCAGGCAAUUUCAGCAAUUAAGAAGCUGCAGACCUUGCCAGAGAAGGAAUGAUUAUAUACAAUAAUUUAAUAAAAUUUAUUUGU
Dermacentor silvarum is the source of this 1593-nucleotide messenger RNA. RefSeq lists its product as uncharacterized. Lineage: Eukaryota; Metazoa; Arthropoda; Arachnida; Ixodida; Ixodidae. The record is from RefSeq and is a predicted model, not a curated record. The coding region runs from base 71 to 1561 and encodes 496 amino acids. The transcript has 9 exons.